Dissoconium aciculare CBS 342.82 is the source of this 1095-nucleotide messenger RNA. Its product is annotated as glycosyltransferase family 32 protein. Lineage: Eukaryota; Fungi; Ascomycota; Dothideomycetes; Mycosphaerellales; Dissoconiaceae. Bases 1 to 1095 code for a protein of 364 amino acids. The record is from RefSeq and is a predicted model, not a curated record. Gene Ontology annotation, biological process: protein N-linked glycosylation. Gene Ontology annotation, cellular component: mannan polymerase complex. Gene Ontology annotation, molecular function: alpha-1,6-mannosyltransferase activity. The transcript has a single exon.
AUGAGCGCCUACCGGAAAACGCGGCAUAACCUGUUCCCUAGGAAGAUCUGGCAGACGUGGAAGGUUGACCCGCUGAAGUUCGAGGAGCGCGACCACGAUGUCGCAGCGACUUGGAUCGCCAAAAACCCCGACUACCGCUACGAAGUGCUCACGGACCAGAACGAUCUGGCCUACGUCGAGACACAUUUCGGUGUCGAUGGCCUCAACCGCCCUGACAUCGUCUUCAUGUACCGCGAGUUGACCGCUCGUAUCAUCAAGGCUGAUUUGCUGCGAUACAUGAUCAUGUACGUGGAAGGCGGCGUCUACACGGACAUUGACGUCGAGGCCAUCCGCCCCGUACGUUACUUCAUCCCCGACCGAUGGAACGAGCGGGACAUCGACAUGGUCGUCGGUGUGGAGAUUGAUGAGCCUGAAUUCUCAUGGCACCCUGUCCUCGGCCCCAAGUGCAUGUCUUUCUGUCAAUGGACUUUCAUGUGCAAACCGCGCUUGCCAGUGAUGCUGACCCUCAUCGAGACCAUCAUGAACUGGCUCCGUGGCGUCGCAUUGGAGCAGAAGGUUCCUAUUGGAGAAAUCCACUUGGACUUCGACCAGGUCAUCUCGGGUACUGGCCCCUCGGCUUUCACAAAUGCCAUCCUCAACGACAUCUCAGGUCGUCUGGGUCACCGUGUCACCUGGGAUACUUUCCACGGUAUGGACGAGAGCAAGCUUGUCGGCGGUGUCCUCGUCCUCAACGUUGAGGCUUUCGCUGCCGGGCAGGGCCACUCUGACAGUGGAAGUCACGAGACCAAACACGCCAUGAUUCGUCACCACUACCACGCUUCGCGUUGGCCCACCACCCACCCUCGCUUGAACCACCCCGUGUUCGGCGAAGUCGAACAGUGCAAUUGGGACAUGCACUGUGUCGAGACCUACGACCACGACGUUGAGCAUUUCAAGACACUUUCGCCUGAGGAGAAGAUGAUCCAGAUCACCAUCAAGGAAGAGCAAGAUCGUCUCGGCUUCGAAGUCGAGGCUCGUGAUGACAUCGCGGAGAAGGAGAAAGAGCGUGAAGAGGAGGAGCGGAAACGGGAGGAGGAGGAAGAUCAACAAGAGUAG